AAACAUCAACAUUCAUAUUGGAAUGACAUCUGUUCAUCAAUUACAACCAUAGGUUGGCUGUGGAUGCAAGAGUUAGGCAAAAUUUGAGAAAAGUUUACUCUAAGAGUAAACUGGCCCUACAGGAUUCACAAUAGAGUAUUUGUAGAAUUUUAUUAUUUUAGAUUUCUUUUGGUGAAAGUUAUGAUAAACACACAUUCACACACACAUAUACAUUGUUUCAGGCAGCCCAUUAUUGAAUCUUUACAAGAACACAUACUGUCUCUUCUGCACUAGAAUGUAAGUUCCUUGAUGGCAGAAUUUUUUUUUUAUUCCAGCACUUAGAACACACCGGACACACAGCAGAUACACAUGAACGAGCACGUAUGACAUGAAUGAACAGAUGAGCACAGUUGAGAACCAGGUUUCAUGGGCUGAUUGUCAGACCUUAUGUUCCCAGUUCCACCAUUCUCCAACUGUGUUGGCCUUGAGUAAAUUAUUUAAUUUCUUUGAACCCUGAUUUCUUCAUUUAAAAAAGGUGGUGGGAGAAUCUUCCUACCUUGCAGGGAGAUGGUAACAGUAUAUGCCUCUGUCUGGCACCUACUAGGUAUGUGCACAGACAGGAGUCACCUUCCCACCCUCCACCCCGCCACACACACACUCCUUGGAGACCCAGCCCCGCCACUGUCACACAUUUCAGUGACGUCACAGCCCCCUCCCUGGGAGCACCAGCAUGAGCACCCUGACGCCCGCCUGAGUGUGGGCUGAGCUGGGGGCGGACAGGGCGCAGGUAGGGCCAGGCACCAGGCUCGCGCCGUCUGUCCAGGAUGUGCCACAGCUCCAGCAUGCAUCUGAAGACAAAGAAGAGGCCCAAGAAUAGGGUGGUUUCCAAGAUGCAAGCUAAGGAACCACAGGACAAGAUACAUCAGCCUAUCAGCAAAGUAAUUGAGCGGAACCGACUUAAAAUGGUAUUAAAACACUUGUCACUCUUGAAGCUGCUCAAAAGCUCGAAUCCUCGGAUCCAAGAACUGUAUAACCUGGCCAGAAGGUGUUGGAAUUCACUGCUCAGGGUUCCAAAGAUCCUGGGGAUCUCCUCUGGGUACGACAAUGUCUGCGAUGAAGUGGAACAAAAUAACAAAGCGCUCCAGGAGGAGGCUGGGUGUUCCUACCAGAAACUGGACUCCACGAGCUUCAAGCCCACAGGGGAGCCUGAGGAGUCUGAGGAGUCUGAGGAGCCUGAGGAACGUGAGGAGCCUGAGGAACGUGAGGGGCCGAGGCCCAGGGCACAGGAAGCUACGCCCACACAGAAAGAGGAGCAGAUGGAGCCUGAGGCCUCGACGGCAUCGCAGGGUCACGGCCUGACCACUGGUCCCGGAGCCCAGGCAGGGCAGCCACCCACUGGGGACCCCCGACUCAUCUUCCGGAAGACCCCCAAGGACAGAACUCCCAUGGAGGGUGCCAAACAGCCAGAAAGAGUGAAACAGCGGGUCUGGUUUGAGGGGCUGCCCACACGAGUCCACCUCCCAGGGCCCCGGGUGAUGUGCAGAUCCUCCGCCUUGCGCUGGGUCAAGCGCUGCUGCACCCGCUUAUGCUCGGCGUCACUGGAGAUGCCGAUGGUCCAUCUGUACAAGGUGUGACCUUGGACAGGAGCCCGGGAGCCCGAGGUGUGCGGAGAGCGCGGGAGAUGGCACAAUCAUGGGCCGGGAGGGAAGGGCGGGAGAAUUCAUGAGUCUACAAAUAAAAUCUCCUAUAUGCCACUGGCUCUGCCUGUUUUUCUGGGACUGGACAGGAUGGAGGAAAGUCUCUCCGACAAGGUAAGGGCUGGGGGUGGGGGUGUGAAUCACUACUUCAGGGUAAUCUCAGUCUAU
This is a messenger RNA of Odocoileus virginianus texanus, 1844 nucleotides long. It is a transcript of the gene TP53TG5, whose product is annotated as TP53 target 5. NCBI's taxonomy places the organism in Eukaryota, Metazoa, Chordata, Mammalia, Artiodactyla, Cervidae. The record is from RefSeq and is a predicted model, not a curated record.